CUAAUUUCUGGAAACUUCCAACUUGUGAGGUUCUGCUGUGCAAGAUCGCUGCAGCGAAACUGAGGCGGUUAUCGGGACUGUCACAAAUGACGCCCUACAAUGGAAAUGCCCAUCAUGAGGUAGGCGUGGCUGUGGGAGUGCUACAACUGUGAAAAUGUUGCAAAAACAUGAUGAAAUAUAUGCACCCGCAAAAAGUGAAAUUCCACUGAAGAACGGAACGGAGAAGACCAAUUAAAAUUCUCUACGAAAAGCACACGCACACAACUACCAAUACGAGGUUUGAUUGAGUCUAGAUCUAUACAUAUUAUCGUGCUAUAUAGUGGGAGAGGCAUCAAAAUGGGCAAGAGCCUGGCCGUGGCCCUAUUGUUGGGCGCCCUAAUUAGCAGUUGGCCUUUGGCCAGUGAGGGGGCCACAAGCAACAAUAUGAACAACAUGAACAACUAUGAAAACAGCACCAUCAACAACAGCAACAACAACUAUGGCAACAACUCGAGUAAUUAUCCAUUCACAAACGACCAACAUGCGAAUGAUUCGAUGGACUAUGAUCCGGAUAGCUGGCCCUUGGAGCGCAUUGUAUCCACCAUAGUGCCCGUCUUUUUUGGCAUUAUUGGCUUCGCCGGACUCCUCGGCAAUGGCCUCGUCAUACUGGUUGUGGUUGCCAACCAGCAGAUGCGCUCGACCACCAAUCUGCUGAUUAUCAACCUGGCCGUCUCGGAUAUCCUGUUCGUCAUCUUCUGCGUGCCAUUCACGGCCACCGACUACGUGCUGCCCGAGUGGCCAUUUGGCAAUAUGUGGUGCAAGUUUGUCCAGUACAUGAUUGUGGUCACAUGCCACUGCAGUGUGUACACAUUGGUGCUGAUGUCCUUUGAUCGCUUCCUGGCCGUUGUGCAUCCAGUGACGAGCAUGUCGCUGCGCACCGAGCGAAAUGCCACGCUCGCCAUCAUGUGUGCCUGGAUAACGAUUGUGACGACUGCGAUUCCCGUGGCUCUGUCGCAUUCGGUUCGCAACUAUCAGUAUCGCGGCAACGUCGGCACCGCCUGCGUCUUCUCCACGGAGGAGGAGGUCUGGAGUCUCGUUGGCUUUCAGGUUUCCUUCUUCCUGUCUUCGUACGUGGCACCCUUGACGCUGAUUUGCUUCCUCUAUAUGGGCAUGCUGGCGCGCCUCUGGAAGAGUGCUCCAGGCUGCAAGCCAUCCGCCGAGUCACGCAAGGGCAAGCGACGCGUCACACGAAUGGUAGUGGUUGUCGUUUUGGCAUUCGCCAUAUGCUGGCUGCCCAUCCAUGUCAUACUGGUUUUAAAGGCACUGGACAUGUACGGCGGCAGCCACUUGUCGGUCAUCAUUCAGAUCAUUUCGCACGUGGUGGCCUACACCAACUCCUGCAUCAACCCGAUACUCUACGCCUUUCUCUCCGACAACUUCCGCAAGGCAUUCCGCAAGGUGGUCUGGUGUGGCAGCCCACCGCCGCUUUUGACCAAUCAACAAGUGACCAAGACCACGCGCACUGCAACCGGCAACGGAACGUCCAAUAUUGAAAUGCUCUAAGCGGCUCCGAAGAUAAACAAAAAUGCAUUGAUGGCCGGCCAUGUUUUUGACGAUAGAAAUGGUCAACCAAAGAAAUGGAAAUUUGAAUUUAAAUUAAACACAAACACAACACAAAUAAAUAUGGAAUACAAAAAUGAUUCUGCGAACGCGGCGCAUCCAAGGUUUACGCAACAACUGAUGUCCCAGAGGAGAAUUUAAUUGUCCUUGUUACCUAAUCAGACUUAUUAUUGUUUUCUUAUGGUAGCAUUUGGGUACUCAAAUGUGUUUCAGUUCUGUGAAUAUGUUCAUUGGUAAUUGCUUUCAAGCAUAUUCGUUUAAUCCGUAAUUAAGACGCUGUGUACAUUUUUUGUCCUAAGUCCUAAGAACAUAAGUAGAAAAAUAAGAAAAAUGCAAAACAUUUGAUAAAAAGAAACUUACAAUUCAAUUGUUCCAAAUGAGAUUUACACAACAUU
Molecule: messenger RNA, 1994 nt
Organism: Drosophila subobscura
Lineage: Eukaryota; Metazoa; Arthropoda; Insecta; Diptera; Drosophilidae
Gene: AstA-R1
Product: allatostatin-A receptor
Exons: 10
Coding region: 337-1542 (401 amino acids)
Biological process (GO): G protein-coupled receptor signaling pathway
Cellular component (GO): membrane
Molecular function (GO): G protein-coupled receptor activity
Source: RefSeq, a predicted model, not a curated record